UAAAGACAGUGUUUUCUCUUCAAUCAACAUGUCAGGAGUGCUAUCUGACCACUGGUGACCCCUCAGCCAGCUGUUUUGCUGGAUUUCAACCUCAACGCAGAGGACAUAAAGGCAGAAAAAAUGGUACCCAACAAGUGGACUUUACAUCCAGUUCUUCACAAAUCACCUCCUAAGAGUUGGCUUGGCAUCCGACUACGUCUCAAUGAGAAGCCGGCGCUGGAAGAGGACAGCGUGGUAUGCCAGCAUCCAGACUGCACAGAGCGCCGUUAUGCCUCAAAGGUGUGCCAUCACCCUGACUGUCAGGAACUGAACGGUAAAAGCCCUCUGCACCUGUGUGAGUCAUGUGAUUCAUGCUGUCACCUGGAUGACAGUAUGCACUUUGACAGACACCCCCGAUUUGACUUGCAGCCACAAGGUUCCAUCCUGGCACGGAAUGUGUCGACGCGCUCCUGUCCCCCUCGCACCAGCCCACCCUCAGACCUGGAGGAAGACGAGGAAGGAACCAAUGAACGAGGGGAACGUAAGACAGGAGGAAUGAAGCUGAAAGGAAGGGAAGGAAAGAAACCCAGGCGACGCCACACUGAUGAUCCCAGGAAGGAGUGCUUCAGCCUCAAGUUCGACUUAAACCUAGACAUAGACACAGAGAUUGUGCCUGCUGUGAAAAAGAAGACAUUACAAGAGGUGCUUGGGCCAAUUUUUGAGCGCAAGGGCAUUGAAUUAUCCCGAGUGGAUUUGUUCCUGGACCAGUCGAACACUCCACUCUCACUCCACUUUGAGGCAUAUCGUUUUGGAGGACAUGACCUGAAAGUGAAAGCUCGACCCGGUGAUGAGUUGAAGGUGGAGCAGGGAAUCAAGGAUUUGCGCUCUCUCAGUCUGCCAAACAUGAAGCCGUCAGUAGGGGGCAGUCUGUACAUUCUCACACCCGGCGGUGAGAGGGCCGAGCACGGGUCCCUGCCGCGGCGCGAGAGCAUCGACAUACUGGGUCAGGCCCGUCGGAGGAAGAACAUGACAGAGUUUCUGGGCGACGCCAACAUCCCAUCCCCGGACUCUCUGUCCAUGCUCGGUGGAUCUUUACCAAGCGUAGCUCCUGGAGGUUCUCUGCCCGGCGGAACCGCUGGACCGAAGAACCGUGCCACCAAUCGGUUCAGCGUCUUUUUUGGUGCUGCAUCAUCUGGAAAGGAAGUGGACCGCGUGGAGCUGCUUCAUACUAAGUUACAGGCUUACGCGCAGUUUGGUCUUCCCAAGGUUCCUUCUCAGCUUGCCUUCCACCAGGAUUCCUGGGAGGAAGAAGAGGAGGAGCCGAACCUGACCCUCGAGGACAGCUGGAGGGAGCUCCUGGAGAAUCCAGAGAGUUUAAGCAGGCGUCAGUUUCAGCAGCAAGAGGCAAUAUGGGAACUUAUCCAAACAGAGGCUACAUACAUCAAGAAACUCAGGGUCAUCAUUGAUCUUUUCCUGUGUGGUCUGCUGAAUCUACAGGACAACAGUCUCCUGAGUGAGGUUGAGCCCGUGCGGCUCUUCAGCAACAUCCAUGACAUUGUAUGUCUGCACAGUAGGCUGUGGGUCCAGGUCAUGUUUCCGGCGUUGGAGAAAGCGCGAAGCACACAGAGUCUGAUCGAACCCACCGACCUGCAACAGGGUUUCAGUACGUUUGCAUCCAGGUUCCAGCCAUACAUCCGGUACUGUAUGGAGGAGGAGAGCUGUUUGGAAUACAUGCGCUCGCUGCUGAGAGACAACGAACUCUUCAAGAUCUACGUCACGUGGGGAGAAACAAAUAAGCAGUGUAAUCGUCUGAAGCUGGCGGACAUGCUAGCCAAACCACACCAGAGACUCACCAAAUACCCUCUGCUCUUGAAGACCAUUCUCAAGAAAACUGACGACCCAACCUCCAAAGAUGCACUCAGCAGCAUGGUGUCGUGUGUGGAGAGCUUCAUUAACAGUGUGGACUCUCAGAUGCGUCAGCGACAGGAGCAGCAGAAACUAGCGGCUAUUUCCGCUCGAGUGGAGUCAUACGAGGUUGUAGAGGGAGCCAGCGAAGAGGUGGAGAGGGCUCUGAAAGAGUUCAGCUCUAUUGACUUGAUGGCGCCCAUGAUUGACACCUCACCAGAAGAGACCAGGCAAUUGCACCUGGAGGGGGCGCUCCGCAUGAAAGAGGGCAAAGACAGCAGGAUGGAUGUUUACUGUUUCCUGUUCACUGAUCUGCUGCUGAUCACUAAACCAGUGAAGCGUUUGGAGAAGGUGAAGGUGGUCAGACAGCCCCUCCUCCUGCAUAAUGUUGUGUGCAAAGAGCUUAAAGACACGGGCUCAUUUGUUCUCAUCUACCUCAAUGAGUUCAAGAGUGCUGUGGCUGCCUACUCAUUCCAGGCCAACAGCGCCACCCAGGGGAAAAGUUGGACUGAUGCAAUCUGCAAUGUCCAGAAUCAACUGCAGCGGCUGCGCUCAGAGGAAGCGCGUCGACAGAAGGUGUGUCUGAAGCAGAGGCUAGAAGAAAAGGAAGAUCAGGAGGAAGAUGAGGAGAGCUGUAAAUCUACUGCCAGCUCACCACACCUUAAACACAAUGAUCAGAGCAAUAGCCAAUCAGAUAGCUCCACAGAGACCCUGUCGGUGAUGGAUAUGGACGAAUCUGGAUCGUCUCUAGAUCCCUCCAUUUUGAAGGCUGACCCAGGUGGGCCUUUAGACCUUGAUGCUGGUCUGUCCUCCCUCCCUGUUCAACCAGAUCCCCCACACCCCCAUUCUACCAUCCCGCAUGAGGGUACCAACUUUGAAACCCCUCCAGACAGUGAAGAGAGCUCGGACCUGGACCCACAAUACUGUUCCAUGUCCAUGGACAGCGCCUACGGGACCCUCUCACCAGAGUCCAUGGUGGAAACACAAAGCCGAACGGUCGCAACGGAAGGAGAUGAAUCCAAGGAGGACAAGUCUGAGACAACGGAAGAUGAGGAGCUGAAAAAUGUGGACGAGGAAGAUGAUGAGGACGAUAAGAGCUCAUGUGGUUCACAGAACUCAGUGGCGCACUCGUUGAAACCCAGGCGUCGCCUACCCGUCCAGUGUCAUCUGCCCUUUUUGGAGAGACUCACCGUCAAGUCCCGCUCGGAGGACAACCUACUGUCCAUCGAAUACCAUGGUAACAGUAACCACAGCAUUGCCAGGGCAGCCACAGAGUGCACAGGAAGUCGUCACUUAUGGGAGCAGAGGGUGAAAUGUUUAGAUGGUGCGCCACUCAGCAGGAGCUUGUCGGAACUCAUCUCUGCGGAAUCGGACGAUUCUUUACCAACAGAUGCAGAGACGGACGAAAGCUACAGACUCACAUGCAGUUUGCCAUCAGGCGUGAUUUUGGACACAUUGAGACGAGCCAGAAUUGCACAUGAGGCUGGUAGUAGCCAGAUUCCCUGCAGUGCAUCAGAUGGGGAGCUAUCGCCCCCUAGUGGCAUGGAGGAAAUGGGCAGCAGUAAGAGACCCCGGCAGCACAAAAAGCUCACACUGGCACAGCUCUACAGGAUACGCACCACACUGGUGCUCAACUCAACGCUUACAGCCUCAGAAGUAUAGCAUCUUUCGGGCACAAACCCAGUUCCAUAUCGCCCUGGUGGGAAUGAAUUCUGUGGGACACAAACGCACUCUAACCAAUGAGCUGUCUGGCUUCCCUCUCCGUUCCCACUUCAAGUCAUAUGAAAUCCUCACUAUGGAGCUUCCUCCAAAAAAUUGCUGUGCAGCUUUACUGUCAUUUAUCUACAGGAGUGGAGGAGCGCAGGCUCGUUAACUCAUUGCACUUUGUAAAACACGACUAACUUCAAAAGAUGACAAAGCUUUCAGUGGAACUGUGCAGUUACCGGAGACGUACUGUGAACAUUUGAGGUUGGGAAUGGUCACAUUUUGAUGAUGGACUCUUCUGAUUUGCGGAAGGCAACAAGUAGAACAUGAGAGUGAAAUGCCACACAUUGGAUUACUUUAAUUCCCUGUUUUUGUAAAAGUAUUUCUGUUUCAAAGUAUUCAACAAAGAGGAUGCAAGUGGUUAAUAUGUUAACUGCACUACUGUAUGUAAAUGUGUGUUUGUAAAAGAAAGAGUGAAUGUAUCUGUUUUUCAGAUGUGUGUAUCCAGGUGUACAUACAUGUAUGACUGAAUGAAUGACCUAAACUUUGUUCUGAACCAAAAUACCCACUGACUUAAUGUUCAGAUAACUUGAGAAGCGGCUAAAGCAGAUUACAAAUAUACUUUUGGACCCGUGUUACAUUCAUAUUUUGUCAUGCAACUGCUUACACAAUCAAAGCUUAUAGGAUAUAGAUUAAUUUAACCUCCUGCUGUAUAUCUGGUUGUGCUGGUCAUGUUCAAAUUAUUAGUGUCAGAAAAAAAACAGUUGGAAAGUCUGAGAUCAGUUUAUAAAAGCGAAUAUCUUUAAGCAGGUGUUUAAAGGCAUACUGAUGCUUGGGGAAAAUGCAAUGAUUUUUGACAGAGAAAAAGUGUUUGCUGUGAUAUUCAAGACACUGAUUUCAGUUCAGUCUUAAGGCUUGUUACAUUGAGGAUUCAGGUAGAGUCGCCUGACCCCAUAUUGGCACUUACAAGAGCAUAUACAAGACACUGACUAUUCUAAAGGGUUUGGUGUUUGGUUUGAGUGAAAGUUCAUGAUGGUUUUCUAAACGUAAUAAAUGUAUUGGGGAUUUAUUUCUCUGUAACCAUAUGAUUUUACACAUACUGCUGUUAUCCAAAACUGAAACUGCCUGGUGCUUUACUAAGCCAACUCCUAAACUCUGCCGGGGAAAAAAAAAUGAAAUAAACAAAUGGUGUAUUAAAUGUUUACUUAUGUUUUUUGUGUUCGUUAUAUUUAUUGAGUUUGCAUUGUUUUAGAUAUAAAAUGCGGUCUAUAUUAGUAUUAUUUCACUUCACAAUUGUAUUUUUUUUUUUUUGUUUUGUCGUCUUAAUUGGUUAAUUGUUAUUUGUCAAUUUAUUUUGAAAUUUGCUAAGAACCAAAAUAACAUAGUUUCCCAUGUGAGUGAGUGUUCAUUAAAUGUCUUUCAAAAUAAAAGACAUCUUUCAGUA
Messenger RNA from Myxocyprinus asiaticus (Chinese sucker), 5032 nucleotides. RefSeq names its product pleckstrin homology domain containing, family G (with RhoGef domain) member 5b (gene plekhg5b). Gene Ontology annotation, biological process: endothelial cell migration; Rho protein signal transduction. The record is from RefSeq and is a predicted model, not a curated record. Gene Ontology annotation, molecular function: guanyl-nucleotide exchange factor activity. The coding region runs from base 121 to 3546 and encodes 1141 amino acids. The transcript is spliced from 21 exons. Gene Ontology annotation, cellular component: axon; endocytic vesicle; plasma membrane. NCBI's taxonomy places the organism in Eukaryota, Metazoa, Chordata, Actinopteri, Cypriniformes, Catostomidae.